UCCACCACUAGCUUGGCCACCGCGGGAGUGCUCUGAAAAAUCCACCAUCAACCCCAACUCCCCAACCCACAAGGCCAACUGGCUGGUUCCCUGAGUGAACUGACCCUUGGUGCAGUGCGGCUCUUAACCAUAGUAAUCUCCACGAGCGAGAAGAUCUACCAUGGAUGACUUCACUGUCAAAGCCGACGACGGCGGACCUGCUUGGAAGACGCCAGGAAUCGGACGCAAAGUCACGAACCAGAUGCGAGUCUGGGAGCUCGAACAGAAGCGCCUUGUGCCAGACGGCCUUCUUUUCAUCAACUCGCGGGGUGUCAUGCGGACGGUGCUCCCUGUCCCGAUAUGCGAAAUCGACAACGAUCCCCUGGCUAUUCGAGGCUCGGUUAUCCCGAAGCUCCCUGGGUGGGUUCGCGACUUCCUCCUCUCCGCCUUGACAAGCGUCUACCAUACCCCUCCUCGUUUCUGCGAGAUGCUCCAUGGCGUCCUGGUCGAGUCCAAACGGGGACAACACCCGGUUGACCUCUCCAUUUCCACGCUACAGCCCGCCUUCUUCUGGUCGGCCACCUACCCUCUCCGGGUGGCGCUGGCUGAUCUUGAGACAUUCUCGGCCCACCUCCGGGAGAACACGCCCGUCACACCCCAGACGUGCAGCUUGGUCAAGCAGAAGAUCGAGAGCCUUGUCAACGCCUAUGACGUCGACGCGAUGCCCGUCGAGGUCGGGCGCGUGGUGCGGAUGCUCGAACGGGUCGAGAACGGCUACCCGGACGCCAGCGCGGACGCACUCCUCGACGGCCUGACCAGCGCGGUCGUGCGUCCGUACAAGGAACUCCUGUACAAGCUGGACAUGGUGACGAUGUGGGCUGACCGAAUCCUUGACAAGUUCGAGGUAUCGAAGGCCAAAUAAGGUUGAGCUUAGGAACUGGCUACUUCAACGAGGUGCAGGGGGGCGAAUUCCUUGCUAAGUACCCCCUUUUCCAUCAAGCUUUUUUUUUCUUUUCUCUG
This is a messenger RNA of Phialemonium atrogriseum, 999 nucleotides long. RefSeq lists its product as uncharacterized. The transcript has a single exon. Lineage: Eukaryota; Fungi; Ascomycota; Sordariomycetes; Cephalothecales; Cephalothecaceae. The coding region runs from base 161 to 901 and encodes 246 amino acids. The record is from RefSeq and is a predicted model, not a curated record.